Messenger RNA from Arabidopsis thaliana (thale cress), 2222 nucleotides. RefSeq names its product RNApolymerase sigma-subunit C (gene SIGC). Gene Ontology annotation, cellular component: chloroplast. The record is from RefSeq and is marked reviewed. Gene Ontology annotation, biological process: regulation of DNA-templated transcription initiation; DNA-templated transcription initiation; cellular response to light stimulus. Lineage: Eukaryota; Viridiplantae; Streptophyta; Magnoliopsida; Brassicales; Brassicaceae. The coding region runs from base 161 to 1405 and encodes 414 amino acids. The transcript is spliced from 8 exons. Gene Ontology annotation, molecular function: sigma factor activity; DNA-binding transcription factor activity.
UAAAAAAAAAAAAAAAAAAAAAAAAAAGAGUGGCAACGAAACGGAGAGAGGGAAUUAGGCAAAUUAGAAGAGAGAAGUCGUAGACCAUACAAUUUGCACACAAACUAUAUCUCUCCACUGACUCCAAUCAUCUCCUUCCUCCGCUCCCAUCUGCGUCUCAAUGGCUUCCUUCAAUUCGUUCCCCAUUCCCAAACAGAUUGUUGGUUCUUCUUCUUCGUCGUCCUCCUCUACUUCUCGGCCACGUAUUUUAGUGCGAUCGAGUUUAACAUCGUCUAUGACCUCUACCAAUAGUAUGCUGGUCUUUGUACAUCCUCAUCCUUUGAUUAAACAUUGGCUCUCGUUAUUGAGAUCUGACCAAACUUCUUUCCCCAUUUUCGUUAGAAUUCCAAUGACUUCUGUGGUUGCAACGAGGUGGUCGUUUCUAUCCUCAGUCAAAGAGGAAAGCAGAAUUUAUCAGAACGAUUCUCUAAAAGCAUGUGGCUGCGCAUCUGUAUCUCCUUACACUGCACAAAAUAAUGUUUAUGUUGAGCUCAAAGACCCAAAGGAAAAUAUUGGCGUGGGUUCUGCAGAAAGAUCAUAUUCAUCUCGUAGCAUGUUGCAAUACAAUUUACUGGCAAAGAACCUUUUGGCACUAGAGGAAACGUUUGUUGCCUUGGAUUCUGUAAGAAUGGAAAGAGAUAUUAUGUUGCAAAUGGGGAAGUUGGGGGCUGCUGAGUUAUUUAAAACCUGUCUAUCUAGGUAUCGUGGUUCCUCAAUCACGUCGUGCUUAUCUGACACAACUGAGUUGGUGGAUACUACGCCGAAUCAACAAGUCUUUGUAUCCUCGAGGAGAAAAGUAAAAAAGAAAGCAAGGAGGUCGAGUGUGACAGCUGAGAAUGGUGAUCAGAGUUCUCUGCCAAUCGGUUUAAGAACUACAUGGAACAAUAUUGAUGUCCCUAGAGUGAGAAGACCACCAAAAUAUAGAAAGAAAAGAGAGAGGAUCUCUAGAAACGAGACUGAGAUGUCAACAGGAGUCAAGAUAGUGGCGGACAUGGAGAGAAUCAGAACACAACUGGAGGAAGAAAGUGGUAAGGUAGCGAGUUUGAGUUGUUGGGCUGCAGCAGCUGGGAUGAACGAGAAACUCCUGAUGCGCAAUCUACAUUACGGUUGGUACUGUAGAGAUGAACUGGUGAAAAGCACCCGGUCUUUGGUUCUCUUCCUCGCAAGAAAUUACCGUGGACUGGGAAUCGCCCACGAAGAUUUAAUUCAGGCAGGGUAUGUGGGGGUGUUACAAGGAGCAGAGAGGUUUGAUCACACAAGGGGUUACAAGUUUUCAACAUAUGUGCAGUAUUGGAUAAGAAAAUCAAUGUCUACGAUGGUGUCACGGCAUGCAAGAGGCGUCCAUAUUCCUGUUUGUGCAUUUUGAUUUUUGGCCCUUUUUGUCUCAUUUUCAACAAAGCUAGAACCUCACUUGUUUUCCUUUAUUGUUUCUGUUUUUUUGGCAGUCAUCAAUAAUCCGAACUAUCAAUCAUAUACAAAAGGCUCGUAAGACCCUGAAAACGAGCCAUGGUAUAAAAUAUGCGGCUGAUGAGGAGAUUGCAAAACUAACAGGCCACUCGGUGAAGAAGAUUCGAGCAGCUAACCAAUGCCUAAAAGUGGUCGGUUCAAUUGACAAGAAAGUUGGGGAUUGCUUUACUACAAAAUUCCUGGAAUUUACACCAGACACAACGAUGGAGAGUCCUGAGGAGGCCGUGAUGAGGCAGAGCGCGAGGAGAGACAUACAUGAUCUUCUAGAAGGGUUAGAGCCAAGAGAGAAGCAAGUGAUGGUCCUACGUUAUGGUCUUCAAGACUACAGGCCCAAGUCCCUGGAAGAGAUUGGGAAGCUUCUUAAAGUUAGCAAAGAAUGGAUUCGGAAGAUCGAACGGAGAGCAAUGGCUAAACUCAGAGACCAACCCAACGCCGAAGACCUCAGAUAUUAUUUGAAUCAGUAAAAAAUAGAGAUUUUUGGCUCCAAUGACUCUUAUGUCUUCUGUCACAGUGUGAUUGUGUAAUCUUGUGUGUUUAUAAUAGUAACAUUGGAGAUCCUCGAGUGUAAAAUGUCUUGUACGGGGUUGUAAACUUAUAUAGUUAUAUUACAGUGAAAAUAGAUAUUGUACAAGUUAUAAAAUCCUAACCACUUGGAUAAUCUACACAUCCUUCGAUUACUUUUACAAUAUAGCUGUAUCAAUUAUCUUGCAUUUGUG